UGAAAGUCAAAUGUUUGUCCAGCACAGAUGACUUACUCGUGGCUCCUCAGACUGAUUUUCCCUCUUUCUCUCUGUAUUUCUGUCCUCAGGCAUCCGUGGAGUUUCAUUACAGUCAAAGGAGACGCGUCCUCAGCAGUGGAGGAUCAUGCCGUCUAUCAGGGAACCAAGGCUUCGUCUGAGGCCCGGAGCUCUCAGGUGUUUCACUCAGGUUAUGGAGAGCAUUUCACCAUCACCACUGUCAGUCAGUGGGUGCAAGAGGCCGAAUGGACAGAAUGGUUUGACCGCGAUGAUGAGAGAGGAUCAGGUGACUGGGAGAAAGUGUCUGACCUCCACAAAGCUUUUCCUGAGAGAAUGUGCAGUAACCCUCUAGAUAUGGAGGCUGAAACUCUUGACGGCAUCCCUGCCAACAUGACAGGAGAAGUCUUCUCCAAGUUUGACAGAAACUAUGGCUUUGUGUGCCUCAACAAAGAGCAGCUGGAUGGGAUUUGCCACAACUACCACGUGCGUUUUCUGUGCGGAAAGCUGGUGCGUCCACAAGCCUCCAUCUCUAUAGACACCUCAUCUAACUGCAGUAUUCUGGAUGUGGCGGAUGAACCUCAUGGUUGGACGUUCGGUGACAGGAUCGUUGUGGCCAGUACGGAUUAUUCAAUGCAUCAGGCUGAGGAGUUCAGGAUCCUGCCUUGUCCGUCCUGCUCCAGGAACCAGAUCAAAGUGGAAGGCAAACCAGCUUACCUCCACAUAGGAGAGGAGGUGGACGGUGUGGACAUGCGGGCAGAGGUCGGACUGCUGAGUCGCAACAUUUUAAUCAGAGGCGAGAUGGAGCCAAGCUGUUACGGCAAUGAAGCCUGCAAGUUCUUCUCCUUCGACACAUUCGGUGGACAUCUCAAGGUGGAGCGAGGUUUCCGCGCGGUGCAUGUUUCAGGGGUGGAGUUGAAGCACAUGGGACAGCAGUCGAUGGGUCACUAUCCUGUCCACUUCCACAUGAACGGGGAUGUGGAUGAAAAGGGAGGCUACAACCCGCCAACUUACGUCAAAGACCUGUCUAUUCAUCACUCCUUCUCCCGCUGCGUCACCGUUCACGGCUCCAACGGGCUGCUGGUGAAGGAUGUUGUCGGCUACGAUGCUUUAGGGCACUGCUUCUUCACUGAAGACGGUCCGGAGGAGAGGAACACGUUUGAUCACUGUCUGGGUCUUCUGGUGAAGGCGAGCACACUGCUGCCCUCCGACAGAGACAGCAAGAUGUGCCGAGAUAUAACCAACGGAGCUUUCCCGGGAUACAUCGCCAAACCGCGGCAGGACUGCAGUGCCACCUCCACCUUCUGGAUGGCGAACCCCAAUAACAACCUCAUCAACUGUGCGGCGGCAGGAUCUGAGGAAACUGGAUUCUGGUUUAUUUUCCACCACGUCCCCACCGGUCCAUCAGAGGGCAUGUACUCGCCCGGCAAGUCUGAACAUACACCAAUGGGGCAGUUCAUUAAUAACAGAGCUCACUCCAAUUACAGGGCGGGAAUGAUUCUGGACAAUGGAGUGAAGACCACUGAGGCUAAUGAGAAAGACAAGAGACCGUACCUCUCUCUUGUAGGAGCCAGGUACGGCCCACACCAGGACGCAGACCCCUUUAAACCAAGAGUUCCUGCUCUAGUUCAUCAUUUUGUUGCCUAUAAGAACCAGGACCAUGGAGCAUGGCUGAGAGGAGGAGAUGUUUGGCUGGAUGAUUGCCAGUUUGCUGAUAACGGAAUCGGCCUGACUCUCGCCAGUGGAGGAACAUUCCCGGAUGACGACGGAUCCCGUCAGGAGGUGAAAAACUCUUUAUUCGUGGGUGAAAGCGGGAAUAGAGGGAUGCCAGACCUUAAUGAUCAGUCCUGGGGUCCUGGAGGUCCUGAUCAUCUCGGCAGAUCUUUGCCCAGAGGAGUGGAUUUCCCCAUUCGUGGAAUGCAGAUCUACGAUGGGCCAAUCAACAUCCAGAAUUGCACUUUCCGCAAGUUCAUAGCUCUCGAUGGACGACACACCAGCGCUUUUGGUUUCCGGUUGAACAACUCAUGGCAGAGCUGUCCAAACAACAACGUCACUGACAUCACCUUCGAUGACGUGCCGAUCACCUCACGGGUGUUUUUUGGAGAGCCGGGCCCCUGGUUUAGCAAGAUGGAGAUGGACGGUGACAAGACCACCAUUUUCCACGACGUUGACGGUUCAGUGAGCGAAUAUCCCGGCGCUUUUUUAGUCAAAGAAGAUAACUGGCUCCUUAGACACCCUGACUGCAUCGACAUUCCUGACUGGAGAGCCGCAAUUUGCAGCGGACACUACGGACAGAUUUAUGUCCAGACCCGGAACCCAGCGAGCCUGAACCUAAAGCUGGUGAAGGACGAGUAUCCGGAGCGGCCGCUGGAGCUGGUUGGAGCUCUGGGAAAGAGGAACCACUAUCAGCAGUUCCAGCCGGUGGUCAUGAUGGGGAAGGGAUACACCAUGCACUGGGAUCAAGCGGCUCCAGCAGAGGUCACCAUCUGGAUCAUCAAUUUCAACAGAAAUGACUGGAUAAACGUGGGCAUCUGCUACCCGAAAGGAACAACGUUCAUCAUAAUCUCAGACAUCCACAAUCGGCUCACCAAAGAGACCAGGAAGACUGGAGUGUUUUUGAGGACCACGCAGAAAGAGAAGAUGAGCCACAAUCACCAGAUCAGAGGAUACUAUUACUGGGAGGAGGACACUGGGCUGCUCUUCCUCAAAAUCAAAGCGCACAAUGAGAAGGAGGACUUUGCGUUCUGCUCAGUGAAGGGAUGUGAACGAGUGAAGAUCAAAGCUGCCAUUCCCCCCGGCAGCGGCCCGAGUGACUGCCAGGCUGAAGCCUAUCCCAAACACGCAGAGAUGCCCGUCGUAGACGUGCCCAUGCCCAAAAAGCUGCCCCGCUCCAGACUGCCUCACACGCCACAGCACUUCCUUGAAGUCAAGCUGGAAUCAUAUAACACUCGCUUCUUCCACAUCAAAGAGGACUUUGCCUAUACUGAGGUGAAUGGCAAGAAGAUCUACCAAUCAGAGGACGGCAUUCAUGUGACUGUGAUCGACGGCCACAGCGGUAAAAUCCUGGAGACUAAAGGCUUCAGGAACUCAAUACUGAUGGGGAUUCCAGCACAACUAGAAAACUACAUCACAAACCUGAAAGACGAGUCAGUGGUUUUGAUCACGUCUAAAGGGAAACUGGUCAGCAGAGGGCCAUGGACCAAACUUCUCAGUACCCUUGGAGCAGAUCAGACGGUCAAGUUGAAAGAUAAACUGGCGUUUGUGGGCUUCAAGGGCUCGUUCCGGCCCGACUGGCUGAAGAUGAGUGUUGAUGACGAGCGAGUCAAACUCCACCAAGUGCUGCCGAUUCCUGUGGUGAAGAUGAUGAAGCUCUGAAGACCGACUGACUACUGAAACCCACAUCUCAGCCCAGCAUGUGUUUCUGUUUCCCGGCCCAUUCCACUGUAUGUGACAACGUGGACGUCAAGUGCUUUUUUGGAUCGUGUCGUCAAUUGAAUAUACUUGAGUUUCAAUGGGCGAAAGAAAAACAAAACAAAAAAACGAAUGAACUGAAAACAAACGCAACAUUCCUUGUUUUCGUCCCUCUGGGUGAUGUUUGCCUUCAUGUUUUCAUUUAAUUUUUUUUAAAUAUGUAGAAAAAGAUUUCAGAUUGUAAACGUCGUGAGGUUUUCUCAUUUUUCUGUCACGCACAAGAGUUGGUUUCGUUUGCGUUGAACAAGAGAGCCAGCAAAAAAGUAAUAGUUGCACUUAAAGGUACAGUUCACCUAAAAAAAAUAAAUUCCUCGUUAUUUACUCACACUUAAGUGAUUCUAAACUUUUAUUAAUUUCUUUGUGAUAAACACAAAUCAAGAUAUUUUGAAGGAUGUUGGAAAAACGCAAACAUUUGCUACUUCCGAAAUCGCCUACUUUUGAAUUUAAAUGUACUACUUGACCAUUUGAAAUGUACGUUCUAUACAGUAUGAAUGUCAGAAGUAUGAAUGGAACUCGGAUGUACUACAUCCACCAUUUUGUCAUCAUCACAUGACCUACCUGCGUCAGUUGCUUCACUUCACUUCUAUUCAUAAAUUUUCUCGCUGUGCAUCAUGGGAUAUCGUAACAUUCGUCAGAUGCGCAUCAGAAUCUUGCCAGAAGUAGUAGCUCAUUUGGGUACUUCUCACAUACUGCCUUUCGAAUUCGGACAUACUACAAAUUAUCGACACUUUGAAUCACUUUAGUCACAUGACCUUUGUAUUUCGAAUCACUUUAGUCACGUGACCUGGGUGUUUGGAAUCACGUUAGUCACAUGACCUGGGUGUUUCAAAUCACUUCAGUUAUGUGACCUGGGUGUUUUGAAACACUUUAGUCACGUGAACUGGGUGUUUCUAAUCAAUUUAGUCGCGUGACCUGGGUGUUUCGAAUGACUUUAUUUACGUGACCUGGGUGUUUCGAAACACUUUAGUCAUAUGAUUUGGAUGUUUCAAAUCACUUUAUUCACGUGACCUGGGUGUUUCAAAUCACUUCAGUUAUGUGACCUGGGUGUUUCGAAACACUUUAUUUACGUGACCUGGGUGUUUUGAAACACUUAAGUCACAUGAUCUGGAUGUUUCAAAUCACUUUAUUCACGUGACCUGAGUGUUUCAAAUCACUUUAGUCACAUGACCUGGGUGAUUCGAAUCACUUUAGUCACAUGACCUGGGUGUUUUGAAACGCUUUAGUCACGUGACCUGGGUGUUUCAGAUGUUUGCAGUGUUUUAAAACAUUUGCCCUUUGGGAUCUGUCGAAACAUCAGUUUCAUGUCAGCCAUCCUUACUCUAUAGUAUGGAAGUAAAGGAUUUCAAAUGCAGCUAUUGACUUUUAUAGUAGAAAUUUUAACAAAAAAUACAUUAGUAGUCAAUAGCAGUUUUUUUUUUCCAACAUUCUUCAAUAUAUCUUCCUACAUGUUCAAAAGAAAUAACAAAAAAAUGGAUUAAAUGAUGACAAUUUAAUGUAUUAAUCACCGAUUAUGCAAAAAUCAACAUUAUACAUGGUUUAAUCACAGUUGUGUGGCAGCAGUGGUAAUGGUAAAAAUGUAUUAAUUUAAUUUUUGUAUAAAUACACUUGAUAAAAACAAGUUUGUACGUGUCAUCAGAGGGGUAAGCCCCGCCCCCUAGUGACCAUAUCACCCUUGUUAGUAUAGGGCGUUAGUCUUGUUUUUGAAUCUGCCACUAUGCUGACACACAGGCACUUGUAGCCCCGCACUCUUUUGAAAAGAGCACAAUCUCAUUUGAAUUUAAAGUGACAGUGACUAAAACACCACAAUUAGGAUCAAAGCCUAAAAGGGUCAGUUUUUUUAAGAGUUAUAAAACAUUAUUUGUGCAGUAUUUUGAGCUGAACUAUUUUAAACUUCACACUCUCUCUCUCUAUAGUCAACAGACUUAUUUUGCAUCUUGUAAGAAGCAUAAUAGGUCCCUUUUAAAUCUUUUUAGGUGUACUGUCCCUUUAAAGGCACAUGUCACCAAAAGAUUGAAAAUUCCUUGUAAUUUCAUGGAACAAAAUCAAUGCAAAAAUAUGAUUUAAUCUUUAAAUAUAUGAGCAAAAGCACUAUAAAAGUACUUAUAAUAUUAUGCAUAUUUACACAGAUAUGAUAUGUAAAUAAACGGAAAUGAGCACCAUGCAGUUUUAUCUUUUAAUACUAGAGCACUGAUUUUCUGGUGAACUGUUCCUUUAAAUAGAUUAAUAGAGAAUGCAUUUGAAUCUGAGCAUUAGUAAAUGUCAGCUAAUCAUAAAAAGAUCAGAUCAGCGAUGAGGAAUCAGCUUUUCUUUCCUUUGGCAAGCAGAACGACCGUGUCCAUUUGCCGAAAUAGCUGGUCUUUUUUCGGGGAUUGUAAUUUGUUAGUGUUUUUGUAUGUUUUGUGUGUUUCUUAAAAAAAAGCAACAACUAAAAAAUCCUGAUUGAUAACAGAGAUAUAUUUUAUACUUAUUUAUUGUACAGGCACUAUUACACAAAUCCAGAAAAGGGACAUCUUCUAAGGGACUUUUAAGUUGUAAUGUAAUUCUGUCCUAUCUGUAAAAAUAAAACAACCAAAAAAAAAAAAAAA
Molecule: messenger RNA, 6071 nt
Organism: Danio rerio (zebrafish)
Lineage: Eukaryota; Metazoa; Chordata; Actinopteri; Cypriniformes; Danionidae
Source: RefSeq, a predicted model, not a curated record